Molecule: messenger RNA, 1234 nt
Organism: Gekko japonicus
Lineage: Eukaryota; Metazoa; Chordata; Lepidosauria; Squamata; Gekkonidae
Gene: MYADM
Product: myeloid-associated differentiation marker
Exons: 2
Coding region: 210-1118 (302 amino acids)
Cellular component (GO): membrane
Source: RefSeq, a predicted model, not a curated record
CCCCGCUCCUCCCUCCUUUCCUCCAGUUUUCUCACUCCCUCCUUUCUAGGUACCACACCCAGCUCUCCUCCCGUCCCAUCCUCGGGCUCUCCCGCCUGGCGGCCGUUUUCCCUCGAUCCGAGCAUCAUCUGGGCUCGCCUGGCCUCGGAGCCGUCCUGCUCUCUUAGAAACGGGCCUUCUCCCCACCGCCCCCUGCAACUCUUCCAACCAUGCCGGUCACCCGUUCUAAAUCCGUGGGCAACACCAGCGCCCUGACUUCUCGGCUGGGCAUCAUCCGUAUCUUGGAAGCCAUCUUCACCUGUGUGGCCUUCAGCCUGGUGGCCCAUGAGGGCUACACACUCCGAGAUCAUCAAAAUUAUGGGGACUGGUGCAUGUUCGCGUGGUGUUUCUGCUUCGCCAUCACCAUCAUCAUCUUGGUGGUGGAGUUUGUCGGCCUUCAGCAUCGGGUGCCGGUCUCCUGGAGGAAUUUCCCCAUCACGUUUGCCAUGUACGCCACCUUGCUGUGCCUUUCCGCCUCGAUCAUCUUCCCAGUGGCCUAUCUUCAGAAGGGGUACCCCGCCUCUCGCGAACAGCGUGGGUACCGCAUCGCUGCCACGGUCUUCUCUUGCCUGGCCUGCCUGGCCUACUCCACCGAGGUCACCAUGACCAAAGCCAAGCCAGGAGAAGUCACGGGCUACAUGGCCACAGUUCCUGGGCUUCUCAAGGUGGUGGAGACCUUCAUUGCCUGCAUCAUCUUCGUCUUCCUCAACAGGAACGAUUACGAAAGGGAGGAUGCGCUCAAGUGGUGCUUGGCCGUCUACUGCAUCUGUUUCAUCCUCUCCCUGGUGGUCAUCAUCCUUUGCAUCGGCGAAUGCACCGGCUGGCUGCCGUGUGCCUUCAACACGUUCCUCAGCGCUUACACCCUCUUGGCCGUGCUCAUGUACGCCACAGCCACCGUCAUUUGGCCCAUCUAUCAUUUCGACAGGAAGCACGGCGGAACCCCCGAUCGAUAUUGUUCUGGGAGCCAGUUCUGCGACUGGGACAAAUAUGUCACCAUAGCCGUCCUGACAGCCCUCAAUCUGCUGGUGUACCUUGCUGACCUGGUGUAUUCCGCACGGCUGAUAUUCAUCCAGGGAUAGACGGGUGCAGGAGGCAGUGAGCAGCUGGACAGAAAGGGUCUGGAGGGAGGAAUUAAAACAGAAAGGGAAGGGAAUAAAAGUGUUUUGGUCCUGUUCCCCCCCCCCUUCUGUUUUCA